AUGGCGCCGCGCGCGCUCCUUAUACUGACAUGCUUCAGCGAUGACGCUGUUAAUGUUCCUGUCCCGCCAAGAACUCGCAUGGAAAGGGCGCAGGCGCUGGAGCCAAAGGCCCCGGAGCAGCAGGCGACGCCGCGGCGAGAAGGUGCACGUGCACCGAUUUUGCAGAGUGACAGGAGCCCUAGCGAUGAUGGCGCACCGGAGGCCAUGGCCGUGGCCGUCGACGGCCGACAUAAGAGGAAAGGCCUCAGGGUCCGCUUCGACCUCCCUCCGCAGGAGAUCAUCAGCGCCGCGCCGCCGGUGCAGCCGCGGUUCCCAACUGGAGUGCUGGGCGAGCCGCCGGAGAGCUUUGCUCACUCGGGCGCGGACAUGACCGCCGCGUUCCUGAUGUCCGUCAUCGCCGAGAAGAGCAGGGGAAUGGACAGCGCCACGCAUGUCGACCGUGGUCUUGUCGCCUGCUGGACGGAGAGGAAGGCGGCCUGCUCGCGCCGCCUGAGCUACCUCAGGGACUACUGUCCCUUUCAAAGAGAGGAAGAGGAGGCGGAGGACGAGGAGAGCGAGCCGGAGACGACGACGACGCGACCGGAGGCAGAGCCCGGUCAUGCGGAGGUUUGGUUGGUGAAGGCCGGGCUGCCGUUCGACAGUCCGGAGUCUGAGGCCGAGUUCGUGAAGGCGAUUCGUUCGAGGUACCUGCGCAAGGACGACUUCUUAUUGCGCCAUGGGCAUGCAUACGAAAGAAGUCGUGAGCAGCAGAGCCUGAUGGCCGCCAGUGAAGCGAAGGUAAUAUUCCAUGAACUGAAGGUUUAG
Messenger RNA from Miscanthus lutarioriparius, 804 nucleotides. Lineage: Eukaryota; Viridiplantae; Streptophyta; Magnoliopsida; Poales; Poaceae. The record is from the annotation of a GenBank genome assembly.